AUGUCAGCAUCACCACCUGAGCGAAAGUCUGCAAGGAUUUGUGGUCUCAAGCGUGGACUUUUCCUGCUCUUGCUGGUUGCUGCUCUGUCAGCAGCAAUAGCACUUGGUGUUGGAUUAGGCGUGGGACUUGGGACGAAGCGCAAGAAUGAAUUGCUUGCUCAGGUGACAAAAAAUACCACGACGCCUGGCAACUCGUCCGAUUACUUGGUCGGCGGUGCUCUUGAUCCUGCUUACUACUCGUUGGAAGGUGCUUUCAAUGGUAGUGGUUUGGCACUAGCAUCUCAGUCGUUUGGAUCCGGCGAAUAUGGUGAGCUUGUUUUGUACUUCCAACAUCAUUCUGGGUCAAUCAGAUGGCAAAGAUUGACACCAAACAAUGGCUGGCUGGGUGGAAGUGCGUCUGAGGUCGUCGCAACAGAUGCUAAGAAUAGCACACCCUUGAGUGCAGUAGCUUACAGUCUCAAUGGGAUAUCUACAUGGCAUCUUUUCUACGUUGAUAACAGCAAUCGUCUUCGCGAGAAGAUCAACAGUAAUGCAACAAACAUAUGGGAAGAAGGGUCGUUGACUGGAGAGAAUCACUUAGUCCUAGACGCCGACCAAGUGGGGAUGCAAGCAUGCUGGUAUGGGAACGACUAUGGAGAUGUCGACUACAAACACAGUCCUUUGCCAGACCAAGACAAUAGCACAGCCAACAGCACCACAGACUCCGGCACAGAUGUCGGCAUGCAUCUCUGGUAUGCCUCUGGUGAUACUACGUUCCAACAAUUAGGCUGGCGGCAUGGUGACAAGAACUGGACAUACCAGCAAGAGUGGGAUGAUAAAAAUGGACAUGCAGGCGUUGGCUGCUACUCCUGGGGUAAAGGCACAACUACAUACGUCAUGAUGGUGAAUUCUCACAACACGGCAGAGAUCUGGUGGAAAGAUACUAACAUCAAUGCCACUUCCACCUCCGCCCACCCUAUCAACCAGUGGACAAACAGCUCAGUGGCUAUAAACAACGUCCAUCCAUCAACCUCUCUUGGCUAUACGAAUGCCUUCUAUGCUCAAGGUAUGGACGGCUGGAUUACAGGAUAUGAUAUGGUCUGGACUUCUGAGAACACCACCAUUAACGGCAGCUUUAAAGUGGACCUCAGACAGGGGAUACCCGGGACUCAUCUGAGCGUGACUACACUGCCAGACCAAAGUGGCGGGGACAGUCUGUGUGUUUUCUACCAGACAGAAGGAAGUGAUAUCAUGUUUGCGACCAGGGAUCUUGUCCAAGGUGCUUGGACAGCAGCAGCAUUGGUAGUACCAGAUUCCUGA
Molecule: messenger RNA, 1299 nt
Organism: Aureobasidium pullulans EXF-150
Lineage: Eukaryota; Fungi; Ascomycota; Dothideomycetes; Dothideales; Saccotheciaceae
Exons: 2
Coding region: 1-1299 (432 amino acids)
Source: RefSeq, a predicted model, not a curated record